Messenger RNA from Drosophila gunungcola (fruit fly), 1801 nucleotides. It is a transcript of the gene r-l, whose product is annotated as uridine 5'-monophosphate synthase. The coding region runs from base 105 to 1586 and encodes 493 amino acids. Lineage: Eukaryota; Metazoa; Arthropoda; Insecta; Diptera; Drosophilidae. Gene Ontology annotation, molecular function: orotate phosphoribosyltransferase activity; orotidine-5'-phosphate decarboxylase activity. The record is from RefSeq and is a predicted model, not a curated record. Gene Ontology annotation, biological process: 'de novo' pyrimidine nucleobase biosynthetic process; 'de novo' UMP biosynthetic process. The transcript is spliced from 3 exons.
CACUGGCCGCAUAUUUAAAAAAAAGUGUGAGACCCCCAAUUGGACUGUUCUUAUUGGAGCUGAGCUAGCACGUGCACGGAGAUCACAGAUCGAAUAUCAGCACCAUGGUUGCCCAGAACUCGGACAAAAUGCGCGCCCUGGCCCUGAAGCUGUUCGAGAUCAAUGCCUUCAAGUUCGGCGACUUCAAGAUGAAAGUGGGCAUCAAUUCGCCGGUUUACUUUGAUCUGCGUGUGAUCGUCAGCUAUCCGGAUGUGAUGCAAACAGUAUCCGACCUCCUGGUGGAUCACAUCAAGGACAAGCAGCUGACCGCCAGGCACGUGUGCGGAGUUCCGUAUACGGCCCUUCCACUGGCCACCAUUGUAUCCCUGCAGCAGGGUACUCCAAUGUUGGUCCGGCGCAAGGAGGCCAAGGCCUACGGCACCAAGAAGCUGGUGGAGGGCAUCUUCAAUGCCGGCGACACCUGCCUGAUUGUCGAGGACGUGGUCACCUCCGGGAGCAGCAUCCUGGACACAGUGCGGGAUCUGCAGAGCGAGGGCAUUGUGGUCACCGACGCCGUGGUCGUCGUGGACCGGGAACAGGGCGGAGUGGCCAACAUCGCCAAGCAUGGCGUCCGGAUGCACUCCCUCUUCACGCUCUCCUUCCUGCUGAACACCCUGCACGAGGCGGGUCGCAUCGAGAAGUCCACCGUGGAGGCGGUGGCCAAGUACAUAGCCGCCGUCCAAAUCAACAGCGAUGGAACCUUUGUCGGCGGCGAUAAGGCCGACGUGGUCGGAGCCAACGACCUGCAGCGCACCAAACUGACCUACGAGAGUCGAGCCAACUUGGCCAAGAGUGCGGUGGCCAAGCGGCUGUUCAACCUGAUAGCCAGCAAGCAGACGAACCUCUGCCUGGCCGCCGAUCUGACCCAUGCGGAUGAGAUACUGGUUGUGGCCGACAAGUGCGGUCCGUAUAUUUGCCUGCUGAAGACGCACGUGGACAUCGUCGAGGACUUUAGCGAGAAAUUCAUCAGCGACCUGCAGGUCCUGGCCCAGCGGCACAACUUCCUGCUGAUGGAGGACCGCAAGUUCGCGGACAUUGGCAAUACGGUGUCCCUGCAGUACGGCAAGGGCAUUUACAAGAUUUCCAGCUGGGCAGACCUGGUGACGGCCCACACAUUACCUGGACGCAGUAUUCUGCAGGGUCUGAAGGCGGGCCUUGGCGAGGAAGGAGCCAGCAAGGAGCGCGGAGUCUUCCUGCUGGCGGAGAUGUCGGCCAGCGGCAACCUGAUCGAUGCCAAGUACAAGGAGAACAGCAACAAGAUCGCCACAGAGGGCGCCGACGUGGAUUUCGUGGCCGGUGUGGUGUGCCAAUCCGCCGAAGCCUUUGCCUUUCCUGGACUUUUGCAGCUGACCCCGGGAGUGAAGAUCGACGAGAGCGUGGACCAGCUGGGCCAGCAGUACCAGAGCCCAGAACAAGUGGUCAAGGAACGAGGAGCCGACAUCGGCGUGGUGGGCAGGGGCAUCCUGAAAGCCAACAAUCCGGAGCAGGCGGCCCAGACCUACCGCGAUCGCCUGUGGGCAGCCUACCAGGACCGAGUAGCCAAGUAGAAGAUACUGCCAUCAUUUCCUCUAUACAAAUAUUCCCACACCCCCAUUCCCCCGGUUUCGGUUACCCUAGUUAAGUGAAAAACAUCCAAAUUCUUUUCCAUGAUUUUAUAAUGCAUUUAUGAAUUGAAUAUAGGCUAUGAAUCUUCCACAGAAAAAAGGCAAACGAUGUUUGCCUUCAGAUAAAAGUUACAACAAAUAUAAUGGUUAACAAUCGA